Messenger RNA from Onthophagus taurus, 4393 nucleotides. RefSeq names its product neuroligin 4-like. The record is from RefSeq and is a predicted model, not a curated record. NCBI's taxonomy places the organism in Eukaryota, Metazoa, Arthropoda, Insecta, Coleoptera, Scarabaeidae.
UAACGGGAUCCGUGAACGUACUUACAACGAUCGCAUACUGCGUGAGGAUGUUUACAUACAGUUUUUGUGCGCGAGUUAAUACUUUUUAAGUUAACCACAGUCCAAAAAAGCGAAAGUUUUUCGCCAGUGUCAGAUUUAUUUUCAUCUUUAGCCUUGUUUCUAUUAACGUACUAUUGUUGUUUAUACUUCGAAAAAUGGAAAUACAUGAUAUUCGAUAAUAAUUUUCAAUAACUUCCAUCGAAAAGCAUCGAGUCAGCAUGCUUCCUCGAUAAACGUUGUUAUCAUUGGUACAUGGUGUGUGUACAAAGGGGAACCGGUUGUUAAUAUUUCGUGUGAGAAUACAGGUGGCGGUAAAUGGCUUACGCGGCGAUAUCGUACGUGGCUACGGCCCUGUUUUGUGUGGUUACCGUGGUUGCAACGCAAGAUUCCUACGGAUACGAUUACAACCCUCACCCCAGCGAGUACACGCGCCCGGUGACGUUAAAACAGGGUUCCUUACUAGGUAUUAUCGUACAGAAACGGGUCGAAGACAGGGUAAUCGUUGUAGAACAGUACUUGGGGAUUCCGUAUGCGAAACCACCCGUGGGGGAUUUGAGGUUUAUGCCUCCCGUCAACGCCCUUCCUUGGACGGGAAUCAAGUACGCUGACGUCCUUAAGGACGUGUGUCCGCAAAUUCGACCCAAUUUCGAUAAAAUGGAACAUGGCAGAAAAAUGCAAGUUAAACGAUUACAUGAAUAUUUGAAGAACGAAUCGGAGGAUUGCCUUUAUUUGAACAUUUAUGCACCUUAUCAAGAUGGAAGAAACUUAAAAAAGUAUCCCGUUAUGGUUUAUAUUAAUGGAGAAUCAUUCGAGUGGAAUUCCGGAAACGCCUAUGACGGCAGUAUUUUAGCGGAAUAUGGAAAAGUCAUAGUUGUAACCCUAAAUUUUCGUUUAGGUGUUCUGGGAUUUCUGCAAAUCGACAGAACAACAUCAAAUUUCGGAUUAAUCGACCAAAUAGCAGCUUUGUUAUGGAUUAAACAAAACAUUGCAAGUUUUGGUGGAGAUCCUAAUAAAGUUACUUUAUUUGGACACGGAACCGGAGCAGCUUGCAUUAAUCAUUUAAUGCUGUCACCGAUGAUCAAUUAUUAUAGUUAUGGAGAAAAGGGUGUUCAAAAUAAUACUUUCCAAAAGUUAUUCCAAAGAGCCAUUUUAAUGAGUGGGAGUGCAUUAUCCGAUUGGGCUUUAGCGACUAAUCCAUCUGACGUAAUGCAAAGUGUCGCUAAAGCAUUAGGUUGUGGAUUAGAUCAAGAAUCUUUAAUAAAUUGUUUGAGAAAAAAACGUCUUUAUGACGUUUUAGACGCCGUACCACCCGUAUCACAAUAUGAAACUCGAUUUGGACCGGUUGUGGAUGGUAGAGUUAUUCCAGAUAGUCCAGAAAAAAUGAUGAAAUCAGAUAUAUUAUCAUCUUUCGAAGUAAUGUACGGCGUGACCGAGUUGGAAAGUGUCCAUCUCUUGGGGAACGUUGCCCUAAACCACGGACUGCUAGAGAGGGAAUUCAGGUCCGAGUUGAGUGACUAUAUGGACACGAGGUGCGAGUCCAAGAGUUUCUGCGUAGAACACAUCAUCGGAGAAUAUAAAGCUGGAAGUCUAUUCAACCGGGAUUCCCCUUUGCCCAUUUCGCCAUUUGACGAAGCGGCGGGACAAGCGAGGGACAUCCUGUUGGAUCUGCUUUCUGACGCCCGGACGGCAGCACCUGUCGUUAUGAUGGGAAAAUUGCAUUCCACCCGGAACUCAAGCUCCUACUUUUACGUAUUCGGGCACAGUACGGCGUCCAGGACAUUAAACUUGCAAGCAAAUAAAACCAUUCAUGGUGAAGAUUUACCCUUUGUAUUUGGAGUUCCAUUGGAUACAAAUCCAGGGCAACGAUUUACAAGGAAGGAGGUGAACAUAUCAAAGAUGAUGAUGUCGCUUUGGUCGAAUUUCGCUUAUACAGGGGACCCCAAUAACUAUGAAUACACGAGGAGGCAAGAUUUGACGUGGUCUUCUUGGUACGAGCAUGGAAUCAAAUGGCCUGAAUACGAUUCGGGGGAACAAUAUUUGCAUAUAAAUAUACCACCGGUUGUAAAAUCGAGAUAUCGUGAGGACCACCUCAAUUAUUGGAACGAAGAUUUUGCACAAAUCAAAAACAUUAGAAUUGAUAAGAAUAAAAUACGAACCACAUAUACACCAUAUGUUAAUCGAUAUCGCCCAAGUUAUAAAAUAACUACAAAAAGGCCAAUUUAUCCAAUAACCAAGCAAGAAGCCCCAACGAAUCAUAUCCAAACUCAAAAACCUAACGUUAAUUCAGGGAGUUCGACGAACGUAAUUAUAACUUUAGCCGUCGUGUUUCUUUUAAUAAACGUUUCUUUAUUCACAUUCGUUUAUUAUAAAUGCGUUGUUUUGAAACGGAAAAAUUGUGCUCAAAAUCCAUCAAUUGAAGAAGCAGCUUCGCCAACAUCGGGAGAAAAUAAUAUCGAAUUAGCAAACAAAGUCGAAAUUAACGAAAAUGGUUGUAACAUUAUGAGAAUAAUUGGCACAAAAUCAUCGAAAAGCGGCGACACUUACGAAGCUGUAAAAACGCAUAAAACUGGAUCGUCAAAACGAAAAUUAAAAAGACAAUUUUCGUCAAGUACUAUUGAUGCUCAUACUAAAGUAAGGGAAUGGAUAGCGCAAGAAAUCGUUAAUAAAUAUAGUCCAAAAGCAGAUAGAAAAAACACUAGACAAAUUAGUCUUGAUAGCAAAAAUAGUAAAAAUAGUAAAAGUAGUAAAAAUUGCAAAAAGAAAAAUCGUAAAUCAAAGGAUUUUAAUGACAUUAUGGAUACACCUGGACUUGCUGCGAGUAGUUCAACUUUAGGGCAAAGCCCAACAAGGCCGGUGAGUCCCGCAGAAGAAAUUAAAGAUUCCCCGAAAUUUGCCACAUUAAAAAAGAAAGCAGAAAAAGUUUCGGUUGCAAUUGAUGCAACGCCCGCGGGAAGAGGAAGUAGCGUUAUGCGACAAGAACCCAUCGAAUUAACAAAAUCAUUAGAUUAUAGCAGUUUUGAUAGCAGUGAAAGAGAAAUUCCUUUAAGAAGAUCAGCCACUUUAGAUGACGUGUGGAGUAUGAAACCACAAUCAAGUUUAUCAAAACGAAAUUCGACCAGCAUAAACCUCCAGUUACAACAACCGAAUGAAGAUGAGAGUACUGUAAUUAAAAUUGAACAUUAUCACUCAAAAUCAGAUCCGGUUGAUACAAAAGCAACACCUAGAAAAUUAAAAACUUUUGAUCCCGGCAUUGUUAACGUCACAUCUAGAGAUGAACCAGAUCAUAUCCCAUCAUUAUCCCCUGAGGAGUCCCUCCAAGUUAUAAAACGUAGAAAUUGCCCUAAAGUUUUACCCGAUCUCCCAGGAUUUAGAAAUAAUUCUUCGCAAAAAAGGCGAUCGAUGCCCGCUCCGAGUUAUCUUUUUCUCCCUAUUCCAGAAAAUUCUUCAUUUUCCCAACCUAAUUCGCCGUGUACUUCAGGAUCUAAACCGAUUCCACCUCCACCUCCACCUAGAGUAUCAACUUUAGGGCGAACUCCUCAAUCAUAUCCUCGAUUAGCGGAAGAACCCCCGCUUCCAGAAGAACCAGAGGUCGCGUGUAAUAAUCUAUAUAUAGGCCCAUUAAUUCCUUCCCGUGAAAAUAGAAAGGUAAUUAUGAAACCAGCCGAUAAUUACUCUUUGGAUAAUCAACCAAUUUAUGAUAAUUUAAAUCCAAAAAGUACUCCAAAAACUAUUAUUACAGCAGAUAAUCAAAAAAGGAAAAUUGAACCUAAAGUAAUUAUAAAACCAACGAUAUCGAGGACGAUAAGCGACCCAAGCAAAUCAAAGGGACCAAGAGUUGUCGUGAACGACAAUUUUCCUCUUCCUCAUUUAACAAAGAACGAGACUGAAAAAUCGGAAGAACAUUCAGUUGCGACAUUAACAAGACAAAUUUCGACGAGAUCUCCUAGUCCUCUUAAGGAUAGUACUGAACAAAAAGAAUCUAGCACGGAUUCGACCCCUUCGGAGGCAUCCGAUACGGGAACUGUUGUGAAAAAAUAAUAAAAAGUGUGAGUGAACUUAGUCAUUUAUAUAAUUAAAAUCGAAUACAAAAGAUUUUGAAACUUCUUUUUGUAGUACUAAAAGAAAUUAAUUUUCAAUGUUUAAAUUAGUAAAAAUCUUUUGUAAGCGAUAUUAAAAUAGAAUUAAGAUCUAAUAGUACAAAAGAUUAUCGCAAAAAAUUAAACUAUUAAAAGAAACUUGUAUUCAGUAUUUAAUAGCUAAGAGCAGUAUUUCUCAAAGUGUGUUUUUAUAUUAUGAUAUUGUAUACCUCGUGAUAUUACCACAAAUAAAGUUUGUGUUUUUUUUUUAUCGCAAA